Zonotrichia leucophrys gambelii is the source of this 4658-nucleotide messenger RNA. It is a transcript of the gene IL18BP, whose product is annotated as interleukin 18 binding protein. The transcript is spliced from 5 exons. Gene Ontology annotation, molecular function: interleukin-18 binding. NCBI's taxonomy places the organism in Eukaryota, Metazoa, Chordata, Aves, Passeriformes, Passerellidae. The coding region runs from base 1110 to 1601 and encodes 163 amino acids. The record is from RefSeq and is a predicted model, not a curated record.
CUCUCCUAGGGGACGGAUAUUGGGUGGAUGAUGACCAAGCACCCAUCUGCAUUCCGUGCUCACCUCUUUCACCCUGUAGCAUCCAGAGCUAAGCUGCUUGGUAUUGGUGGGAGCAGGAAGGUGGCAGAGGAGCUGGGUGCUGCCCUGGGAGCUGCCUCUGAUUUAUCACUGCCCAUUUGACACCCGUGGUUGCUGUGAGGAGGAUGCAGCCACUGGCUGUAUCCCAGCAGGAGGCUGGGAAUGUAUUGCACUUGCAAGGUCUCCAAGAUAACCCUCCUGUUCCUCUCACCCUCCUCCUCUACUGGGAAUGGAUAACAAAACUCACUGGGAGUUCAGGGACUAUUUUCCAGGACUUGCCAGGGCCUGUGACUCAGGUGGCUGCUUCUGCCCUGUUGCUGUACCCGCACUGGCUCCCAGCCUUGGUGCUGCUGGGGUGUGGGGUGUGGGGGCUGGCUCUAGGGGUAGGGGACUGCUGUGGGACACAGGAGAUGACUUCUUGCAGCCAAGAACUAAAGCCCUGGGGGUUUCUAUCUGCUAAGCAAUUGUCCUACCCCAGCUGGGACAUCCAGAGGCCAACAUCCAGGCUCUGCCAGCCACUAUUGUACUCAUCUCCUGGGGGCUUCACUCACCUUCUUCCUGUGCAGACCCUGCCUUGUCCCUGAUCCCAAAGCAUCGGAGAGCAGACCAGCUUGUUCAGAGUCCUGUGAUACUCAGCCAGCGCCCCAUGUGCUGGACACUGGGGGGCCCAGCUGUGCCCUACAUCCCUGUCGAGCCCAUGGAUGCUCCUCCAGGGGUGUGGGGGAGGUCGAUGGGGUGCGAUCACGGGAGUGCCUGCGGGAUGUGCGUUGUGUAUCCCCGGGUGCAGGCGACGCAGAGCACGGGGCACAUGGAGUGCUGGGGACACAAGACACGUGCAGGGGGCUGUGGGACAUGGACAUCGACACACAGCAGCGUCCAGGUGCGGGUCUCCGUGCGGUGCCGGGGCCGGGGCCGAGGGCGGCUCCCGGUGAGUCACGGCUGCCUCACGCUCCUCCCCGCGCCGCCUCAUAAAGCGCCGCUGUGCCGAGCUGAGCUGAGCCGAGCGCAGUGCCCGACCGCGAACUGUUCGUAUGUACCGGAGCGCUGGGCGGACAGCCUUGGGGGGCACCGGCCGCCACCUGAGUGACCGCGGGAGGAGGAUGCUGGGGGAGCCCCUGGGAAGCCCUGCCUUGGUCCUCCUGCUCUGCUGGAGCCUGGCUGCUUGCUGCACAGGUGCCAUGGCCUUGCAGCUGCCCAGCAUCACCGCCCUGCGGAUGCCAGCAGAGCUUCCUCGCCCAGGUGAGAGUGUGACUGUGUCAUGUGAAGCACUGAGUGAGCUUCCAGAGAUGACGCUGCUCUACUGGCUGGAGAACGGCUUCUUUGUGGAGAGCCUGCACCCGGACGGGGCUGUACGUGAGGGGACAGUGCAAGUCUCGGGAGUGCGGAGACCAAAGCUUCGGAUCAACAGGAAGCCUCAGGUGAACUGGAUGCAUGUCAUAGGAGAUCAAAGACCUAACAUGGUUUGUGCUGUUAUGAUGCCUAAGGCAAAGCCUUUGCAGACAAAGGUCAGUGUUUGCAACUGAGUGCCAGAGAUCCUUCACAAUUUAUUAUUCCUACAACACAAGAGCAGUUUGAACGGUGUUUUGCUAACUGUACAGCCUUGCAAAGUGCUUUGCAAAAUUUUUCUGACACCUCGGGAGGCUGUCCUGAAGGGCAAAGGAACCCAGGGAGGCUGGAUGUGCUGUAAGAAGGAAUCUUCAGGGCACAGAAGCAGGCUACGCUGAAAGAAGAGCCAGAGGGAGGGGAACUUUGUCUGGAACUCAGAGUAAAAAGGAGAGUUUAUAAUAUUUGAAAGAAGGGGCAGCAAGUCAGGAAAUAAACAAGGAUGUGAUGAGGCAGAGAGAAUACAAGAAGAAUGGAAGCUCAUCUGGCCACUGCUGUAAAAGACAAUAAAACAAAUGUGUCUAUAAAUACAUUAACCACAAAAUGAGGGCUAAGGAGAAUCUCCUUUACUGGAUGGCUGGGGAAAUCUAGAGACAAAUAAUGAAGAAAAGUCUCAGGUACCUUGAAAGGUGGUGGAGCAGACCAUCCUGAGUGCCAUAAUUUGGCACGUGCAGAACAACCAGGGAUCAGGCCCAGCCAACAUGGGUCUGUGAAAGACAACCUGGCUUGACCAACCUGGCUUUUGUGACAAGAUGACCUGCUUGGUGGGUGAGUGAAAGGCUGUGGAUGUUGCCUACUUGGGGUUUAGUAAACCUGUUGACACCAUUUCCCACAGUUUUCUUGAGGAAAAGCUUUCAGCUCAUGGCUUGGACAGGUGUGCUGUUUGCUAGGAAAAAGAAAAUGCCUGGAUGUUCAGGUCCUGAACGGCACCCUAACUCCUGACUUUGGCCAAACUUUCUUACCAUGUGUCUCGGUUUGGAAAGACAGGAGUCUGCUAAGGAAGGCAGGAGCUUCUUCUGAAAUGGAGAAUGUAAACUCUCCCCACCCUUCUGAAUUGCUAUAAACUUUAAAUGAAGGGGCUCAGGCAAAAAAUAUGGAGUAGGAAAUAACAGGCCUUUAAUAGGGAAGAAAAUAAAAGGAUAAAAUAAAACAUGCAGUACACUAGAAUAACACUGACAGAGUCAGAACCCAAGCUGACACCCUGUUGGUCAGGGUGUUGGUAGAAGUCUAAUUGGAAAUGUGGCUGCAGUGCUCCUGGAGUGUCAAGUGUGGUUCUGUUGGAGCAGAGAUCUUGUAGAAAAGGGUGUAGUCCUCCUCCAAAGAUGUAGUGGAAGAAGAGGCAGCUGCUGUUCCUCUGGGAAAUCCAGUGGAGAAGCCGUGCAGUUAUUCCAGUCCCUCCAGAUUAUAUCUGGGUAGGAAUGCUUGGCUCCUCCCUCUGGGUGGAGCAUCUCACAAUGUGAUGCUGUAGCUCUUAUCAGUCAUGCAGUGACAUUCAAUAGCCUGUUAUCAGCAGAUGUCCCCUCCUGAGGGAGGAGUGGGUGUGAUCAUUCAGAGAGAGAUAAGGCAAACUGCCCACUUGACAAAAGACAACUGCCACACAGAUGGUAAUAGAAUACAUCUUGCCUUGCCAUGUGGAGCACCAGUAUUUGCUGUUUGCAGAGGGACCUGGAGCAUGUAAAGGCCAGGCAUUAUUUUUGAAAAAGCAGCAAAUAUCUUCUCAUUUGAAUCACAGCAAAUCUUAGUCUUUGUUCCUUACACAUGCCCUACUAGAUUGUAUUUGCUCCACAGCACUUUGCCUCAUUAUUUUUUUAGUGUAGUUCUACUGCAUUUCCUUGUGAAGCUGCUCAUAAGUUCUUGCAAAUGAUCUCACUGCUCAUUCAGGAGACUUAGUCCCAGGCUAGCAGCAGAAAUUCUAGCAUUCAGUAGGUACUCUGCUGUGAAAACAGGAAUGUAAAACAUGCCACAAGGGUGGUGUUUUCCAUGUGGACUGGGGAGAAGUCUACACAGUGUUUGAACAGUUGAGAGCCAGUUGUGCCUCUGCUAAGCUGUGGCUGAAAAUUUCAUAGAGUCACAGAAUAUCCUGAGUUGGCAGGGAGCCACAAGGAUCAUUGUUUCCAGUUCCUGGUCCUUCACAGAACACUCCAACAAUCCUACCCUGUGCCUGAGAGCAUUGUCCAAAUGCUUGUUAAGCUCUGGCAGCCUUGAGGCCAUGAACACUGCCCUGCGGAGCCUGCUCACUGCCCAACCACCCUGUGGGGGAAAAACCUUUUCCUAAUAUCCAGCCUAAACCUCCCCUGAUACAUCUUCAGGCCAUUCCCUCAGGUCCUGUCCCUGGUCACAGAGAGCAGAGAGCAGUGCCUGCUCCCUUGCUCCCUCUUGUGAGGAAACUGCAGACUGCUAUGAAGUUUUCCUUCACAGUCUCCUCUUCUCCAGGUUGAACAAGCCAGGUGACCUCAGCCGUUCCUCUUAUGGCCUUCCAGUUACUCCCUCCAGUUGGAUGACAAACCCAUCUGCUGGCAUCCAGAGAAAGAAGGCUCUUAAGAAGGGGGGGGUAAAUAAGAGAGAAACAUUUAACAGCUUGUAUUUUUAUGAAUGAGGCUGUCUCUCUCCCUUUCCAGUAACUCUUCAUAGUAGGUAUUUGUGUUUCAAAUUUGUUGCUUUGUAAUUGAGGUGAAGUAACAGAUUCUGCAGUUUGCCUUUCAUGUGUUGCCAUUGUUUAUACACUGUAUCUGCAUGCCGAAGGUAAUAAUUAAUAGUUCUAUGAAAAAUAACCACAAGGAAUGGUGGAGUGAUUUUCCUCCAUUUUGCAAAGACUCCUUUAGGCAAAUCUUAAAAGAGGACAGGAAUUUUCAUGGGAAUUAUUCCAGCUGACAGGAUUUGAGACAUUUUAUUUAGUUAAAACUGCUGAGAAGAGCAUUGGAAAAGAAGUCUCAAGGAAAGAGCAUCUAGGACCUCAGUUUUAUUCUGCCAUUUAAUUUAUAAAUAAAGUCAGUGAUACAAUAAGGACAAACUAAAGUAAAUUUACUAUUUCUAUAUAGCUCUGGAGUCUCAAUGGCAAUGAUAACAUUCACUAUCUGAGUGAACAGAGCUGAGAUUUUCUGCCCCAAGGUGCUCUUCUCCAGAGUUCCAUUCUCCAUCUGCUUAGUGAUCACUAAUAUUUCAUACCAGUUUUUUGAUCUUGCAACUUUCUGCUCUAA